GAGAAUAGACCACGCCUCGUCGUCGCGGCGCCAUUGUAGCAGAACUGCUGAUAAAUCUGCUUCCCUCUUCCCGCAUUCUUCUUACCUUUCGGCUUUUCUCGUUCUAACUGUCGAAUUGUGAUCUUCACAAUUCGGCAGAAUGUCAAGGGUGUAUAUCGGACGGCUGAGCUAUCGAGCCAGGGAAAAAGACGUCGAGAGGUUCUUUAAGAGCUAUGGGAAGAUACUGGAAGUCGAUUUGAAAAACGGGUAUGGGUUCGUUGAAUUUGAUGACCCGCGCGACGCCGACGAUGCCGUGUACGACCUGAACGGGAAGGAGCUGUGCGGGGAACGUGUGAUUGUGGAGCACACCAAAGGACCUCGUCGUGAUGGUGGCUACAGUGGAGGAGGAGGAGGAGGGGGAGGCGGGGGAGGAAGGAGUGGUUACGGAGGACGUUGGGGGAGAGACCGCUAUGGUCCACCUAUUAGGACGGACUAUCGACUCAUUGUUGAGAAUCUGUCCAGCCGAUGCAGCUGGCAGGACUUAAAGGAUUACAUGAGGCAAGCAGGGGAGGUGACUUACGCCGAUACGCACAAGGGUCGAAAGAACGAAGGGGUGAUCGAGUUCAGGCUCUACGCUGACAUGAAGCGGGCUCUGGAGAAGUUGGAUGGCACCGAGGUCAACGGCAGAAAGAUCCGUCUCAUUGAAGACCGCCCCGGAGCUAAGCGCCGCCGUUCCUAUUCACGCAGCAGAAGCCGUUCCAGGUCCCGCUCCAGGAGCCGCAGGUCCCGCAAGAGCCGAAGCCGCAGCGAAAGCAGCAGUCGCAGCCGCUCCCGCUCCAGGCCUGCUUCCCGCUCCCGCAGUCACUCCACCAGCAAGAAGACUAAAGGAAAGAGCAAGAAGGAAGACGAGCGCAGCAACGGGGACCGAAAGGACAAAGAGCAGAGUAGGAGCCGCAGCCCCAGAAGCAAGAAGAGCAAGAAAGAGGCAAAGAAGAGCAACGACGACGAGUCCAGAUCCCGAUCUAGGUCUCGCUCCCGUUCAGUCUCCAGGAAGUCUGCAUCAAAGGGUCGUGACCCUCCCAAGAGCGAAGACGAGGCAGGCGAACAGGAGCGGCGUUCUCGCUCCUGCUCCCCCGCUGAUUCGAAAUCCAGAGCCAGGUCCAAGUCCAAAUCUAAAUCCAAGUCCCGCUCGCCUAGCCCCGUCAAAGAGCGCUCCCGCUCCGCUUCCCGUUCGGUCUCUCGUUCCAAAUCCCGCUCCAAAUCCCGUUCCCAGUCCCGCUCUCGUUCCCGCUCGUAGUUUUUUUGCACUGUCUGUCACCCCCUCCUCGUGUGUCCCCUCCCACUUUUGCAUUACGCUCAACAUGGGUUACGUCACGUUUUUGAUAGGUAGUUGUUCAACCAAGAUACUUGCUCUUGAUGUCUUAUGCACAUCUCCCAUUUCAUUUGCUUUAACAUUUUUCUCCUUUCCCGUAGACCCAAAAGUGGAGGCUUUUUAAAUUCCAGUCUGAGACUCAAGUUUUUUUUAAGUUAAUUUGGUGGUAUAUGUUUUUGUCCUAAAUGUCGAUGCUAAAUAUGUACUGCUGUGCUCGAUUGGAAUACACAUUUCACCUUUUGUGAAAGCUCUUCAACAUUAUUUCAAAUAAAAAAAGGCCUCUUGA
Molecule: messenger RNA, 1637 nt
Organism: Syngnathus acus (greater pipefish)
Lineage: Eukaryota; Metazoa; Chordata; Actinopteri; Syngnathiformes; Syngnathidae
Gene: srsf4
Product: serine and arginine rich splicing factor 4
Exons: 6
Coding region: 140-1276 (378 amino acids)
Biological process (GO): alternative mRNA splicing, via spliceosome; mRNA splice site recognition
Cellular component (GO): cytoplasm; ribonucleoprotein complex; nucleus
Molecular function (GO): mRNA binding
Source: RefSeq, a predicted model, not a curated record